AUGUCUCUGCAGCUGCUCGCACCACUCGCACUCGCGCUCUGCGCAACUCCUGUCCGCGCCCAGUACUACUAUGGCGACCGCGACAACGGCACGAGCUACGGCACCCGCAUCGGCGUCGGCGUCGGCAUCGCCGUCGCCGUCGUCCUCGUCAUCUUUGUCGUCGGCGCCAUCAUGAGGCGUCGUCGCGCCCGGGCGUUCAAGACGGCCUAUCCGCUCCAGCAGGUCCAGGGCCAGGGCCACCACAACCAGGCCGAGCAGGGCGCAGCCGGCUACUACGGCCAGCAGUGGAACCCGCAACAGCAGGGUGCGGCGAGUCAGCCCCACUACGGCCAGCAGUACGUGCCCACUCAGGACGGUGCGGCAGCCACCGAGGCGCCUCCUCAGUACUCGAACUACCGCCAGGACUCGGGCUCGCACUACGCCCCGCCGUCCGGCCCUCCCCCGAUGGCGUCGCAGCACGGCAGCUUUGCCCCGCCCUCGUCGCCUCCCCCUGCGGCCAACACGUCGACGUACGCCCCGCCGAGUGGGCCGCCGCCGACGCAUGGCGAGGACGGCAAGGCGUUGACGGGCGAGGAGCGCGAGGCGUGGCAGGCGGCGCAGGAGGCGCGCGAGCGCGACUUCAGCAGCGGCGGCGGCGGCGGCACCAGCGGCGCCAAGUGA
Molecule: messenger RNA, 660 nt
Organism: Rhodotorula graminis WP1
Lineage: Eukaryota; Fungi; Basidiomycota; Microbotryomycetes; Sporidiobolales; Sporidiobolaceae
Exons: 4
Coding region: 1-660 (219 amino acids)
Source: RefSeq, a predicted model, not a curated record